Messenger RNA from Durusdinium trenchii, 2100 nucleotides. Lineage: Eukaryota; Dinophyceae; Suessiales; Symbiodiniaceae. The record is from the annotation of a GenBank genome assembly.
AUGCGUGCGGCCGAGGGCACCAAGGCAGUGCGACCAACGAAGGAGAGGCCUGAAGUCCGACUGCGGCGGAGCCUUCUCCGCGGCGCGGCCGAGCGUUCUCCGCAGGUCUGUGCGACCUCCACUCCUGAGGAGGUGGAGAGGCCGGAGAUGGGCACGGGCCGGGCACACGGGUCUCCGCGAGUGGUGCUGACCGCACAGCUGGCCGCGAGGCUUCUGAAGGAGCUCUUGGAGGCCUUUCAACGGAGCGCCUCCGUCGAGGCCACCGGUGCCGGGCGAAGCUUCAGAGAGAGCGGUGGUGGAAGGGGGUUCUCCUUCACUUUCCAGGAGGCGAAAGCCAAGGUGGGCACAUCUUGGGGCUUUCACAGCAGUGCCGAGAUGACGCGGUGCAUUGAGGCCAUCAGUGCAUGUGGCCGAGCCAAGCGCUGGCAAAGAGCCUUGGAGCUCUUAAGCGAGGUCUUUGAGAGGCACUUGGAAGGUGAUGCCUUCACCUUGGCCUCAAGCAUCAGUGCUUGUGAACGUGCCAGCGCCUGGCACGCCGCCUGGUACUUGCUCCAACUGUCGUGUCCGCAGUUUUGCAGCGAGGAGCUUUGCUCGCUGGUGGCGCUGAACAGCGCAGCGAGCGCCGCGGCGAAGGGCUCGGAGUGGCAAUUGGCCUUGCAGGUCCUGAGCAAAUUGGAGGACCGUCUCCUGAAACCGGACAUUAUCACCUACAACUCUUUGAUCAAUGCCUGCGCGAAUGGCGCCCAGUGGAUUUGUGCACUUGCAUUGUGGUCGAGUCUCCCGCAGAAGAUCUCCCCUACAAUGAUCACCUGCAGCUCGCUGCUGGACGCCUUCAGGCAAUCAGCCCAGUGGCAGUAUGCCUUGCUGCUGGUGGCCAGUCAUCGUCUGGAUAUGACGAGUUACAGCGUGGCCAUCAGCACCUGUGGCGAAGCAGCUGAGUGGAGACGAGGAUUGCAGCUGCUGCAGGACUUCGAGUCGGUUCAUCGACCGAUGGUGAUCGUGUACAAUGCAGCGAUCAGUGCCUGCGGUGGGGAGUGGCUUCAGGCUCUGGGGGUUUUCAAUGAAUGUCUCAAGAGAUCUUUGCAACCAGACAUCGUCACCUACAAUGCUUUGAUGAACGUGGGUCAAAAGAGUGGAAGGGGCUGGGAAGAUGCCAUCUUCUUGCUCCAGAUGGCUCAAGAUGCAACCCUUCAACCCACACCUAGCACUUACACCUCACUUUUCGGAGCUUGCCGGCAACAUGGCAAGUGGCGACUCUGCUUACAGCUUUUGGCCGAAGCUCCUCAGUCACUCAGCACGGCAGCCUACAAUGCAGCAAUGAGUUGCAUGGCCGAGAAUUGGCGCCAUGCGAUUGGCCUCCUGGAGCACUGCCCUUCGCCCGACUUGGUCACCUUCAACGCACUGCUCAGCGCCUUCGAAAAAGCCGCCCAAUGGCCACGAGCCUUGGAACUCCUGACGACUUCCACGCUCCGACGGGUUGCGCUACGUCCGGACGUGAUCUCCUUCAAUGCUGCGAUCAGCGCGUGUGAAAAGGCCGAGGAGUGGCCACAUGCCCUGCAUGUCUUGUCGCUGCUGCGAUCAGCCGCGCUUCAGCCCACCUUGGUGUCCUGCAGCGCUACAGCCAGCGCCUGUGAGAAAGCUGGGAAGUGGCAGCUGGCAGGCCUCCUGCUGACCGAGGUGAAGACGAUGCGCAUGCAGCCUGAUCUGAUCAUUUACAAUGCCGCCAUCACAGCUUGUGAACAGGCUGGCCAGUGGCAAGUGGCUUUUUCCCUCUUGGAACAAGCAGAGAAGAGCGAACUAAAGCCCAACGAGAUCACCUAUCAAGCGGUCAUCGUCUCCAGUGAACGUUUAGCCUGGCCAGCCACGUUGACACUCCUGGGCGCCGCCGCCGCCGCCGACGCUCUGACGCCACUGAGUGUGGCGGCCGCGCUCCGCGCGCUGCGGGAAGGCGCGCGUUUUACGCGCGCCUCGCUGGGGCCCAAGCUGCUGGAACAGCUGCAGGAUCGGGCAGAGGUGAUGUUGAUCGAGACGUGGCCAAGGAGAGACAUCUGCAGCCGACGACUGCUGAGCCAGAGACAUUUGAGCCAGAGAGCAUUUUAA